UGUGAUAUUCUGCCUACGCUUGAUCCUGUCUGUGUGGGAGAUGAUGGGCACAAGGACUGGAUAUUUUCAAUCGCAUGGAUCAGUGAUACUAUGGCUGUUUCUGGUUCCCGGGAUGGUUCAAUGGGUCUCUGGGAAGUCACAGAGGAUGUGCUGUCCAAAAGUGAUGCCAGGCAUAUUCUCUCCCAAGUUCCUGUGUAUGCCCACAUAACCCACAGGGCUCUGAAGGAUAUUCCCAAGGAGAACACCAAUCCUGACAACUGCAAAGUUCGAGCAUUGGCUUUCAACAAUAAGAACAAGGAGCUGGGAGCUGUAUCCCUAGAUGGAUAUUUCCAUCUUUGGAAAGCAGAACAUACAUUAUCAAAGUUGCUUUCCACAAAGUUGCCAUAUUGCAGGGAGAAUGUAUGUUUGGCCUAUGGUCAGGAGUGGUCGGUGUAUGCAGUAGGAUCACAGGCCCAUGUCUCCUUCCUGGAUCCCAGGCAGCCUUCUCACAAUGUUAAAUCCGUCUGUUCCAAAGAACGAGGCAGUGGUAUUCGGUCAGUGAGCUUCUACGAGCACAUCAUCACGGUGGGGACGGGACAGGGCUCCUUGCUGUUCUACGAUAUCAGAGCCCAGCGGUUCCUGGAUGAGAAGCCCCCGCGUGCCAGCUACGGGCAGAAGCAGAAGCUCGGGGGAAGUGAGAUUCUCAAGCUGACCACGGGGAAAGGCUGGCUGAAUCAUGAUGAAACCUGGAGGAAUUAUUUUUCUGACAUUAAUUUCUUCCCAAAUGCUGUUUACACCCACUGCUACGACUCGUCUGGAACGAAACUCUUUGUGGCAGGAGGCCCCCUUCCAUCAGGACUUCAUGGGAAUUAUGCUGGUCUCUGGAGCUAAUAACUUUAUAAAUGCUGAUUUUACACAGAUUUCCACUUUCCUUUUUUAACAAAGAAGUUGUGUGAUGCCAUUGAUUUCUGUUUUAAAUGCAAGUUAUUUUUUGGCAGAGUUUUCUGUUGGUCUCCAACAGUCUUGUACAUCUUUCUGAACCAGUUUUUUGCUUUAACCUUCUUGUUCCUUUAUAUGAAGGGUUUUUGAAAUCCCUUUUUAUUGUAUUUACUCCAAAUGACUCUUUUCCCGCUUUUAGGCUAUCUUGGCCAUAUGCCCCCUCCCCUACUUUGCUGUGAGGUAGGAUUCCUUUCUUAUAGAGUGGUUGCUCCCGGGCUUUCUGUGAAAGUCAAGGGGCUGUGUGUGUGCAGGUACUUUGUCAGUUACAUUACCUGAAGUGAGGACUAUUUGUA
Tinamus guttatus (white-throated tinamou) is the source of this 1271-nucleotide messenger RNA. RefSeq names its product DDB1- and CUL4-associated factor 12. Gene Ontology annotation, cellular component: Cul4-RING E3 ubiquitin ligase complex. Gene Ontology annotation, molecular function: protein binding. The record is from RefSeq and is a predicted model, not a curated record. Lineage: Eukaryota; Metazoa; Chordata; Aves; Tinamiformes; Tinamidae.